GCGGCACUCAGGUCUCAGCAGUGUCGCUCCGCUGCGCGCCCCGACCGGCCGCCAUGACGCGCUGACCCGUGUUCAACAAACUUGUGACAACUGACAUCAAACUUGUGAAACAUGUUGUGCUUUACCUGGAGAUAUGUCUUCGCCAGCACCCUGCUAGCCUCGGCGCUUGCGCAGAACACGGAAAGCAGUGGUGACUUCACACCAGUAGUUAGUGCAACAUGUAAGACUGGUGUUAUGUCGAUCAGGAUCAACUUCAGCCAGCCGUUCAAUGGAGUGACGCAUGCAAGAGAAUUCAGAAAGCCAGCUUGCAUGACGCUGGGUAAUGGAACCGAUUCUUUAAGUUUCGACAUUAACCUCAUGGCUGCGCCAGGUUCACCGGAUUAUUGCGGAAUAUUCUGGAACAAUCGCACAGACGAACGAUCUUUGCCUCUGGCUGUUCGCGUGCACCGAACACUCGAGCUUGCAGACGACAAGUUCUAUGUCAUCACGUGUGGCAAGGCCGGAUUCAGAAACGCGAGAAACGAAACAUCUCUGGUAUCGUUACGAAUGUUGAAUUCCGAAGGACGGAAGGUGUUAAACGCUGCCUUUGGAAUGCCUUAUACUCUCCGCGCAGAAAUAACCAAGUCUGAUGGUGCUCAUGGAAUACGUAUGAGGAAUUGCUUCGCUUUUAAUAUGCGCAACAAUACAGUAUAUCUGCUGGAUAAACGAGGAUGUCCUUUAAAAGAACAAUCAGUGACGGUAAAAAUGGAAAAUGGCGCCGUGGAAUUAGCAAUAGCAUCCAUGUUUCGUUUCUCAGACUCGUCGCAAGUCAACUUUCAAUGUGACAUCGGUAUUUGUAAAGGCAGCUGCCAAGCCACAGAUUGUACGACAGACGGACGGACAGAGCCGGCGGAUGAAGAAGGGUCCGUCACCACUUCGACUGGGAUAUUCGUGCUUGAUCCCAACGACAGUGCCGUUGCAGCUUUGGCAUGCUCAGAGAGCGGUAUCCGGCCGCUUUGGCUCCUAUACUUAGCGAUCGCACUAGGAGUCAUGUUCCUCGUGAUGUUGCUCAUCAAUUGCUUCCUUUGCACUGCCAUGACUUGUUCCUGUGCAAGGACUGAUGUGAUAGAGAAGGAUCCAUCUGUGGUGGAAGACUAUGACCCUUAUCGCAGCUGGCACGGCAGUCAGUACGGCAGCAGGUACCCAUCCUCCACUAUACACUCUGCAAGAUCAGUAUCGGACAACAGCGAUCACUACGCCAUAGUUCAGUCGAGGCCGGGGAGUCGUCACUCCGGCAUGCAUCGAAAUAGGCAUUGAUUAAUCCCGAUUGAUAGAAUUACUUGGUGACGCUUCAUAUUCAAAAUUGUGUCAGUGUGGAAGAACGUGAUAUAACGAUUAAUGUAUAUAGUACUUUAACAUAAUUGUACACAUCGCUGAGUAUACCUAAUACUAAUAUAAGGACUACCCAUAAACGCCAAGAUGUGUAUCGAUUUAUAUUUUAGGAUUAAAAUUAUUUUUGGAUAUUUCUUAAAAUUCAAAUAUUCAAUCAAAUGUUUUAUUAAUAAAACAGAUUGUAUGUUAAAAUGAUAUCUUAAUAAUAGCGUAUCUCGUGCCAUUUUAUAUGUCCAUAUGUAUCAAAGUCGAUUCUGAAUCUGAUGUAGAUUUGAAUUGAAUUAUUGAGAAUUUUAUUGUUUUAUUUUCAACUCCUAGAUUUUUUAUGUAAUAUAGUAUGUUGGGCUAACACCGGUUUUUUCAGAAUAACUAAGCUUGCUAUUUACUUAACUUAAUAAUUCGGUCGAUCAUGAAUCAUGAAUGAUGAAUGAAAUCUACAACAUUUCAAUGCCAAGGAACAAUAUUGACUGCCUAGGCAGUCAAUAUUUAAGAAUCAAUCAAUAACCAUAGAUAAUAUUAAAAUAAUCCGCAAGUUAAUAAGCCCAUUCCAAAUCGAUGUACAGGAAAACUAUCCGGGCUUACCCCAACAUACUGUUCUCGAAGAAUGCAACGAAUCGAUGCCGUAGUUUAAGAAAUUCGUAAGUACGAGUAGAGCAAUGACGAAUUAAUACGUAGAUAUUUUUAAUACAAUAUGUUAUGAUUAAUGAAAUGGCUCUGUCAUUUGCAAGAAAAAAAUAUAUAGAUCUAUAUUCGCUCAACAAAGCUUUGGAGCAAAUUAUUUAAAAAUUACUUAAGAGGGUAUAUUAUAAAUUGAAUGUACAUUUAAAGUUCGUGUUUGUUUAGAACACAAUGUUAUGGAGACGAAUUUAGACAAUAUUCAUAAAAGAUAAAAAGAGAAAUUAAAUUUAUGUAUAAGAAGUUAAAUUAUUAAAAGUAUAAAAAUACGUGUAUGAUGUUUUUUAACUUGGAGUGGUACUCUUUGAGCCAUAAUAAAUGAUUACUUACA
Messenger RNA from Vanessa atalanta (red admiral), 2377 nucleotides. RefSeq lists its product as uncharacterized. The transcript is spliced from 12 exons. The coding region runs from base 112 to 1296 and encodes 394 amino acids. NCBI's taxonomy places the organism in Eukaryota, Metazoa, Arthropoda, Insecta, Lepidoptera, Nymphalidae. The record is from RefSeq and is a predicted model, not a curated record.